Messenger RNA from Toxoplasma gondii ME49, 1681 nucleotides. RefSeq lists its product as hypothetical. The transcript is spliced from 2 exons. The record is from RefSeq and is a predicted model, not a curated record. NCBI's taxonomy places the organism in Eukaryota, Apicomplexa, Conoidasida, Eucoccidiorida, Sarcocystidae. The coding region runs from base 365 to 1321 and encodes 318 amino acids.
CAGGUUCGUAUUCAUCUAGAGGUAUGAAUUUCAAAGCCGGUUGAGAACUGAGAUGGCGCGCACAGCUCGCUGAGGUGUACACGCCUGUCUGCUACCCUGCAGUGGUCGGACUUGCAUCUGCACUGCGUCUCCACCCGCUAUCAUUUUCUUAAUUUGUUACCAGUGUCGAUCCUACGGAGAAAGGCGGGGUAUGGGAAAAGCCCGGGCAUUGAUCAUCCGAAGAUAAGGAAUCCUCAUGCGGGCAAAAACGAUUUAGCGGUUAGAGUAGCCGCAGCUAUCUAGUUGUUCUCUGUGAGGCACCGGCCCCUCCUAAUUUUUCUUAAAAGGAUUGAGAGUGCUGUCGUGGCUCCAAUUCCAUGCAAACAUGAGUGACAAGCUCUUGAUCGUCGACGGCCUCGGCCGUGCCGCAGAAUCUCAGUGCAGCCGCCUGGGUAAACUCCUCCGCAAGCUUGGCCUUUCUGGUACCAUGGUGGGCCUGCGAGAAACGGCCCAAGGAAAGCUGGCGGCUCCGGAAUGCAAAGCAAGUCGGCGGAUACACAUCAGGAGUCGGCAAUCUAGAUCGGCAGGACCUACCGGGCAGAUAGAUACAGAACUGGACAAGCGUAGCUUUGGUUGUUUCGGUCCACUACCGUCACGACGGCAUCGUCCUGAGGGAAUGGCUUCUCCAAGGAGGAUUUCAAGCACUUCCUUAGACGCCCAGACGGACUUUGGGGGAAAUGAUGUCUCUCUAUCAUUCCCGGACGUGUCCGGUUGUGCUUACGCGAUGCACAGAAGCUACCCUACACCUAAAAGUGCCAAAAGAGCUCGGCAUUCUCGUCUGAAACACAGGAAGCAGGACGAAGGAGUCAUGUCGAUCGACGAUACUGACUGUUGUCCUACGGUUUCAGAUGGAAGCAGUUGUGAGCAGGUACUUUUCCGGGCAGCAAAGAAAACAACAGUUCCCUGGUCAUCGCCCUACCGCGCAGAAGGAAACUCACUUUUAUCCAGAUUUACCGCUUGUCGGUUCCUCUUCAAACCAACCCUAAUGAGACAUGGUCAAAUCCUGAAGCCGGCGCUAGUGAAACGCAGCUGCUCUCGGGGCCGGAGUUGUCCAUCGGAUAGGCGUCCUGGCUCUGAAGAGUCUGGCGUGAGACGGCAAAAAGCCAAACAGGUUGUUGUUGAUGCCUUCGUAUAUGUUUGCCAGUAUUCACCUGAGGAUGCGCCCAAUGACGUCCGGAGUUCUAAAGUCCAGUGUAUGCCCGUUAUCCUGCUUAGACGUCCCGCGGCAAUAGCGAGGGGAGAAGAGUCGCAGCUUAUUCUGGGGGCCACCCCGAAUUUGUGAUUGAUGACUGUGGACACCCCGAGUUAUAAGUGAAUGAACAUUCAAAUGGAGACGCGAAAUGAUUCCCAUGUAUUCUGUUUUGAACAAUUCGUGCGGACCAGAGGGGUGUGUAAUGUUUUAUCGAUAUUUUGUCAAUUCUAUAUACUCCACCAAAGGUACAUUCAUGGGGUUGAGACCAAAGCUGAAGGAAUUACAAGCUGUUCAUUCUAUCCUCCCUAUGGAAUUGACCGUAUUCGUUUGCGAGAUGCUUAACUCAAAGAUUGGUCACAGGCGUGUUCUUGAUCCUGGUUCGCAACUGGUGCAGCUCCAACACGUGCCUGCUGAAACGGACAUCUUGGCUGCGAGAGACGCAACCUGUAU